Molecule: messenger RNA, 11653 nt
Organism: Dreissena polymorpha
Lineage: Eukaryota; Metazoa; Mollusca; Bivalvia; Myida; Dreissenidae
Exons: 6
Coding region: 66-3302 (1078 amino acids)
Molecular function (GO): protein binding
Source: RefSeq, a predicted model, not a curated record
GUCCAUUUAGCGCUGGGCUUGGUACACUCCCUCUUCAUCUAGGAGAUUGGUGUGUUGGCCCAGCGAUGGAAGACUACCACACAAUUCAAACAGCCGACCAUGGGAGCGUCAUGCUGGCAGAGAUGCACGUUCUACAGAAGCAGGGAGUCAUGUGUGAUGUCAUUCUGGCGGCUGAGGAUGGAGAGGUCAUGGCACACAAGGUUGUUCUCAUGGCUGCCAGCAAAUUCUUUCGCGAGAAACUGUCACCAGUGGUCAGCCAGUCAGCUGCCAAGAUCUGCCUGAAAGGAAUAUCUGUUGUAGAAUUAGCCAGUCUUGUGAAGUACAUUUACACGGGAAAGUUGCUAGUGGCUAAGGAUACCAUGGAUAUAACAUUAGAAAUUUCAGAAAUCCUGGAACUGAAUGGUGUCAUCCAGGGUUACAAUGAAAUUGUCUCCAAUGAGGCUGCACUGGGCCAAUAUGCAAGUAAGGGUUUUGGUGAAGGCCAAACUAGGCCGGGGGUUCCAGUGUCUAAUGAAAAGAAUUCAGCAAUCAAUCAUGAUUUGAAAAUACCUCUAAUGGUGCAGAAACAUGUAAAAGUAGAAGCUGAAAGCCCAAAUGAGUCUCCUACUGUUUCCAAGGAAGCCAAUGCAUGUGAAUAUGGUUUCCAGUUACAGAAUCCUUACCAUGAGCAGUAUGUAGAUGUUUCUGUUGGGUCAAGGUCACCUUCUGAAGCUGUUCCUACAGCUUCAUCUGUAAAGAUCGUCAACCAUCUUGAAGGCGUAGACCAGGGUGUUAAAAGUGCCCAAAUAUCAGAAGAGGAGUCCCAACACCAGGAUCUUCUAGCGGUUGCCAUAGAGUCACUGUCUGAUACAUCCAGCAUGAUGUCUCAUCAGAGGAAAGCUGGUGCAGAGCAGGAGGCUGGUGUUGGAGUGGACAAGCAAUUCAAACACUCAGAAAACAGAGCUGCAGAUAUUGAUGAUAGAACCCUUAAUGUAACAUCAUUUGUGAAUGGAAGAACAAACACAAAAACAGUGACUCUUAACGCAGGCAUUGUGAAUAAUGAGUAUGGUGGUCAUACAGAAGUUUACACUGUGUCAUUAGAUCCAUCCUCACUGAAAGCACCAAUCCAAAUGCCGCGUCCUAUGAGGAAAAGAACAGACAAAGAAAAAAAGGCACGAGAAAUAGCAAACAAAUAUCGUAGGAAAAAAAAUGAAGUUCUGAAUACUAAUCUCCCUGAACAAUUAACUGAACAAUCCCAGGUGUCAGAAUGUACAAAAGGAAUCAACCCAUCAUCUGAUGGUACACAUUCGGGUUUUCAGUAUGCCAGCCUAUCUAAAGAGAGAAAGAAAACAAACAAUAUGCCACUGAUUGAUGUACCUGUAAAUUUAAUUGUUUCAGAAAAGGAUUCAAUUUCUGACGGUGAAAAGAGUUUGAAUUUAAACAGUCAGCCUAGCAAUGACGGAUAUUAUCAGAUUGUAAUGAAUUCUGAUGAAAUUGAAGACACGGUUGAGGUACAUACAGAUCCAAUGGAAGUAACACCAACAAAACUUACAGAAAAUGAAUCCAAAGAAGGUAGUGGAAGUGCUAAAACAUUAAAACAUGUUACAUUAGAUUCUCCCAAAACACCAAGUACAGAUGAAGACAAUAGAUCAAGUGCGACUAAAAGAAAAACUAGAACCCCAAAACGGUUGCCAUGGUCAGAAGGAGAAGUUGUGAACGAGAGUGACGUGAGAGCCAGUAUUCCUGUAGUCAGAACCAGGAAGAACAGCAAACUGGAUUCAAAACCUCAGUCCACAGACAAAAUGCAGCAAGACUAUGCAAAACAAAGCAUGGAAAAUGUGCCAGAUUACAUGUUACCCCAUGUUCGACUAGAGCGACAUUAUGACUCUACUGCAGUUACUUAUCAGAAGCAGACAUUAACAAUAUCUACUGCAAAAUGUGAUGGCACUGUUGAAAUGGAACCCUCUGAAGAAUGCUAUCUGGAUGAAGAUGAAGAAAGCAUGUCAAUGGUGCAAGAUGUUGACCUAUCUGGCAGGGGAAGGAAAAGAAAGUCUGUUGUCAAACCAGAAUUUGAGUACAGUCUGAAGUUGUCAGUGAAAAAAAAGAGAGAAAUUAGAAAUUCAGGUCAGUCAAACAGUCAUCAAAAUAGAUGUGACCUUACAAAUGAUAGUGAUACUGCAGUUGAUAAAGGAACAGGUGAGAAUAAAGAUGCUACAGAAAAAGAAAUUGCAAAUAAGUCAGACGAAGUGAACAUUGAUCAGUCUAGCUGCUCUCGAACAAAGGAAGCAUUGGUUGAAAAUGUCAUGAAUUCUACAGGCCAUCCAGUUGAGGCUGCCUGUAACACAGAAGAUACACAUGCGGAGCUGGAUGAUGAUAAAGGUGAUCCUGACACUAUUGACUCAAGUUUCUCAGAGGAAACAGACAGGACAUACAGCUUGGCCACUCAGCAGAACAUGAAGCUCGCAGAUACAUCUCAAAGAAUGUUAAACUGUCAGCACUGUGGAUACCAGACACCUCUGUCAGGAAAUCUACGCAAACAUAUGCAAGGAGUUCACAAACUUGUUGUCGUUCACAAAGAACUUCAACAACAGCCAAAGUUUUCAUCCUUUAGGAUUGGACAGGUGGUAACAGUUGAUGGACAGUUAUUUGACAGCAAGACAAUGACCCCUCCAGCUUCGCGCAGAGUACAUCCAAAACCAGACACCGACUGCAAACCUCGUAAAGAGUUUGAUGGCAGAAAAAGAUUCUCAUUAAAGAACUUGCCAGUGGAAGAGUUCACAAAAGAAAUCUUACGACGUCAUCAUGCAUAUGUGAAUGCUCCAGAGAAGACUUUCAACUUCAUGACCCCAGUGCUCGCCAAGUCAACAUUGCUGCCUUCCUUCCCCCAGGCUUCACCAAAUGUGCGUAACUCGAACGCGAACAAACUGUACAACAUGCCCAAAAUAAGUCCCAAGUAUACCCCUUUAAACCAGUCUGCACAAGGGUGGGUACCAUUAGUAGUGAAAGAAGUGGAGGUCACUCAACAGAGGGCAGGAUAUGAAGACAUAGUCAUCGAAAAUGUUGAGAGUGGUGUGCCUUAUCGGACUGGCUCUACUGUGCUGAAACUCGUUGAAAGGCGGAACCCGGCUGACAAUGAGCAGAUGAUCAUGAUUACUAGCAAUGGCGUGCAGUCUAUUGUCAGGUCACAGGACUUCUACCAGACACUGCUGGAGUCUGGACAAGAGUCCAGCGAGACACUGAAAGUCAUCUCCUCACUGCUUGAGGCUGGUGAAGAGAUAGAAAUACGUGAGGAAGGCGAGACAGUUGAAAUACAAAACAUUUAAGUGUGAUAAACAGAAGGUUCUUUUUUCUCAGGACUGUAUCAGUGCUGUUGAAAAGUUUUAUUUCAAAAGAUGUCAUUUAUUAUUCAACUCUUAGGCAGUUAGUUGCCUUUGCCAUGUUUUGAACCUGAUUGUUUUGCAGUCUAACUCUGGAAUGUAUCGAUGCUAUUUUAUCUUCAUCCCCUAAAACGUUAAGGGGAGGGGUUUAUACUGGAAUCGCCAGGAAUGUCUGUUUGUAGACCAAAUCUUGUUGGGCAUGUUAUCUUGCACAUUUAUUGUCCCCUACCGGUUUCACCGGAGGGGACUUAUGGUUUGCGCUCCGUCUGCCUGUCUGUCUGUCCCUCACACUUUUCUGGAUCCUGCGAUAACUUUGAAAGUUCUUAAUAUUUUUUAAUGAAACUUGGAACAUUAAUAGAUGGCAAUAUGGACAUUAUGCACGUCAUUUCAUUUUGUUCCUAUGUCAAAAAUUCUGGUUGCUAUAGCAACAAAUAGACUAGAAAUACUGCUGAAAAUGGUGGUUUUCUGGAUCCUGCGAUAACUUUAAAUGUUCUCAAUAUUUUUUCAUGAAACUUGAAACAUGGAUAGAUGGCAAUAUGAACAUUAUGAACAUCAUUUCAUUUUGUUCCUACGUCAAAAAUUGUGGUUGCUAUGGCAACCAAAAAAAACAAAACAAAUCUGAAAAUGGUGGAAUUUCUGACAAUGGUGGAGCCGGUAGGGGACCAUAUUGCUUGACAAUAGCCUUGUUUCUCAUGCAUGUGGAAUUUUAACCAUCCUAUGUUAAACAUAACAAUAUGUAUGCCCCCAGUAUUAUAUAACAUUAUUCCUUUUGUUUAUAUUUGCAUUGGGCAUGUCACAAAAACUAAAUGAGGAGUCAAUUUCAUUCUUAAUUGGUAGAUAGAUCACUUUGGUGGGAAGUUCCAUGCACAACUUGUGACAAGAACUUAAAACUAUUUCCCUGGUCAUAUUUUUAAACGUACAAGAGAUAUUAACUUGAAGCUUAAUAGGUAGUUAUGGUAUAUCUUAUUAAGGGGAUGUGAAGUUUAUAAGAGUCAUUGCUCUUACUUCCAUACUUCAGAAAUACUGCCAUUUAUUAGUUGUUAUACUUCUAUUUUCUUCAGAGGGUAUAUUAAACAUUAUAAGAGGUAUCUGCUUUGAACUUAAUAUGUGAGUAGAUCUGAAUAAAGAAAAGUGCAUCGCAUUAUAACAUUUCCUAAUUUUUACAAUUAAUUCAAAGGUAGCAAGCUUGGAUUGUUGGGAAGCCAGUACUGAAAACUGAUUUCUGACAAAGUGGUGUGUAGGGUGUAUUUUAGACAGAAUAGUGACAUUAAUAGUUUUCUUAGUGUAUAUGUUGUUUGAAUACAUUGGUAAUGCAUACUAUGUUUUUUGCAUUGAUGUUGACAAUUGUAUUAUCAUUGUGGCUCUUUGUGAAUGGGUCUUAAUUUGUGAAAUUGUUCUUCUGAUUCUGUAUAUGUUAAAGUAUAGAUGUUAGAGACCUUUAGAAGUUAAAUAAAUAAAAGUUUUCCUUUUCAUCAUAUUGUUGGUAAAUUUAGAAAUUGGUAUUAACUAAACUGUCAAUAUCACUAGUAGUUCCGUAUGCAUAAAAUGAUAUAUUUUGCCAGUGUUUUUUUUAACAUUCAUUAUUAAUUUUUUUUAAAGUGACCUCCUUUUCGAGUUUUUGGGAUAUAAACCCUAGUAUGCACAUUAUUCUAUUUUUGCUCACAAUUCCUUAAUUUCCUAAUCAAGACUUCAUUGAGAAAAAAGUGGAAACUGGGCAAUGUACAGUGUGACAUAUCCAUUUUUAGCUCGACUUUUAUAUAUGAAAUACAUAUAGUGGAGCUAUCCUACUCACCCCGGCGUCGGUGUGAGCGUGCAAAUGUUAGUUUGCUUACCACCCCAAAUAUUUCCUAUGUCCCUUGACAUAUUGCUUUAAUAUUUUGCAUACUUCUUUACCAACAUGACCCCAACCUAUAAACAAGAGCAGACAACUGUAUCAAGCAUUUUGUAAGAAUUAUGGCCCUUUUUUUCACUUAGAUGCAUAUUCUAUGUUAAAGUUUGCGUACCACCUCAAAUAUUUUCAAUGUCCCUUGACAUAUUGCUUUAAUAUUUUGCAUACUUCUUUACCAACAUGACCCCAACCUAUAAACAAGAGAAGACAACUGUAUCAAGCAUUUGUAAGAAUUAUGGCCCUUUUUUCACUUAGAAUAUGCAUAUUAUUGAUAAAUCUAUGUUAAAGUUUGCGUCCCACCUCAAAUAUUUUCAAUGUCGCUUGACAUAUUGCUUUCAUAUUUUGCAAACUUCUUUACCAACUUGACCCCAUUCUAUAAACAAGAGCAGACAACUGUGUCAAGCAUUUUGUAAGAAUUAUGGCCCUUUUUCCAUUUAUAGAUUAUGCAUAUUAUUGAUAAAUCUAUGUUAAAGUUUGCGUACCACCUCAAAUAUUUUCAAUGUCCCUUGACAUAUUGCUUUCAUAUUUUGCCAACUUCUUUACCAACAUGACCCCAAUCUAUAAACAAGAGCAGACAACUGUAUCAAGCAUUUUGUAAGAAUUAUUGCCCUUUUUUGUCUUAGUAACUGAAUAUUUUGUUAAAUUUUGUGUUUAGAUCCACUUGACUUCUAAAGUAUCUAAGCUAUUGCUUUCAAACUUCAAAUAUUUUCUUACUAUCAUGAGGGUACUGUACCUGGCAAGUUCAAUUUGACCUUGACCUUUGAAUGACCUUGACUGUCAAGGUCAAGAGAAUAAAUUUAAGUUAAAUUGCCAUAACUUCUUUUGUUAUGAUCAGAUUUGAUUAAUAUUUUGACAAAACAACACUUUCCUGAAUACCACAAUGGAUUCCACCCAAACGAUACACUGACAAAACAACACUUACCUGAAUACCACAAUGGAUUCCACCCAAACAAUACCCCACGCCCCAACCCAGAACCCCUGCCCCCCCCUUUUUUUUGAAAGAUCGUCUAAUAAAUGAUCACACCCCACAUUAUACCCCCCUCUCAACAAACAAAAACAUACUAGUAUUUAUUUACUUUAUUUUUGAAGGACCAUCCAAACUUCCCACACAAGCUAUUGUUAUUAAACUUGAAAUAAAAUCUUAUUUUUUUGUUUUAUGUCUUUACAAAUGUUCAAUAGAUUGUGGAAAAUAUACCUGAACUAUUACCUUGACCUUAUUGAAUAAUUUGAACAAUUUCCCCAUGAUGGCUUACGUUAUACUGUCAGGCACUCGAAUAGUCGAGCGCGCUGUCCUCUGACAGCUCUUGUUAAAAAAUGCGUCCAUCUAAUUAGACAUUAACAAUUGUCUUAUCGAUUACUGCCUUUCAAUUUAAUUAAUUUCAUACCAGUAUAGUUAAGACAGAUAUAAUGUUUAUAACAUGAAGUUAAAAUAUGUCAACAGUAACUAAUUAUGUGGAAUUUGUCUGUAUUUGGGAAAUAAAUCAGAUGUGCAUCAAAUAAAAUGUUUGGUACACAAUUUUGUCAUGAUGUACAAUUUUAUAAUGAGGGGCAAGCAUGUUCACCAAAGUGCCAUGAAUGUUUUAACAUUUCUAGCAAAUGCAUAACCUUCACCAAUAUGUAGAUGUGUUUCAGAAUCUUUUGAUAAGCUUUUAUUAUCAUUAUGCUCACCAAUGGCCUCUAUGCUAAUUGGUUCAGUUUGUUAAUGAUUAUUUCUGCAAUAUAGCUAAUAUAGAAAAUUGUAAAUGAUUGUUAAUUCUAUUCACUUGCAUGCCCUCUUGGGGCCUUUAUUUUUUCAGUUUUAAUUGGCUUUGUCUUUUAAAAUAUAUGUACGUUGGAUAAUAUUGCAAGGAUUUUCUUUUUUAAUAUGAUUACAGUGUAAAUGAUGAAAAAUUGGCUGCAAGGCCCGAAUCCCUAUGUUUAAGCCCAAGGUCAUACAUAAAGGUCCAUGCUAAAAAAGUAUUGACAUGUCACAGAUAGUACGGACUAUAAUUUUAUCAUUCAUCACUGCUGGAAGUUUUUUAAGAAUGGGGGUUUGUAAGAAUGCAACUGGACAAAUUUUUUUGCAAAAUACCAGUUUAACACUGUUAAGAGGAUUAUAUAUUAAUGUUGACCGCUUUUAAUGAUGGCAGUUCUGUAAUGUAGCCAUACAGUUACCAAUGUUUCUAUUGUUUUAUAUCAUAAGUGAAGUACACAAAGCAUUCUUUUUACGGUUUUUAAAACGGACGUAAAGAAAUUUAUGUUACAAGCCCCUUGUGACCUUGACCUUUUACGUACUAACCUCAAAAUCAACAUGUAUUUGUCCUUUCCUUCACAGUAACAAUCAUGCCCAUUUGAUUGGUUGUAAGUCACAGCAUACUCCAGAUAUAGUGUCUAGAAAAAAUUGGUUGACAGACUAACCAAUGCACUGGGUAAAAAUAUAUCCCUGCUUGGUUGCAGGGGGACUACAAACACCAUUAAAGGCUGAACAUGUGACAUAAUUGUCAAAUCUGUUGAUAUGAAAUGAUACUGGCAGUGUCUGAGCCCAGAUUUUAGAAAUCACAGUGUCAUUAGCUCCACUGGCCAAAGGCCAGCGGGGCUUAUGUCAUGGUCCUGUGUGCGUGCGUUAACUUUUUCUUUAAACAUCUUCUUCUCCUAAAGUACUGGUCCAAUUCUGAUGAAGUUUCUCAGGAAUGUUUUCUUGGGUGAACCUCUUUCAAAUUUGUUCAAAUUAUGCCCCUGGGGUCAAAUUUGACCCCGCCCCGGGGGUCACAAAAUUGAAAAUUUGCUGAUAUAAGGCCUAUUUUGUGAAAACUUUCAAAAUCUUCUUGUCCAUAACCAUUGGGCUUAGGGUUAUCAAAUAGGGUAUGUAGAGACAUAUAAUAGUCCUCUACCAAAUUUCUUCAAAUUAUGCCCCUGUGGUCAAAUUUGACCCUGCCCCGGGGUCACAAAAUUGAAAAUUUUCUGAUAUAAGGCCUAUUUUGUGCAAACUUUAAAAAUCUUCUUGUCCAUAACCGUAGGGCCUAGGGCUACCAAAUUUGGUAUGUAGUGACAUCUACUUCGUCUGUUCAAAUUAUGCCCCUGGGGUCAAAUUUGACCCUGCCCCGGGGGUCACAAAAAUGAACAUAUGCUUAAUAUAUCCGCGGCCGGCGAAAUCUCUCCGCAUUUUACACUGGUAGAUUCUACCUAAGCAUUUUUAAAACGAGCGAUAUAAUUGGCUGUCGUUUCCCAAUCUUCCAAUUGAAAUCGAUUUCAUAAAAUGUGUUUGGUAUUUCGUAUGCAAAUGGAGCCGUUGUGAAGCGAAGAUUAAAAUUAUUGAAAUGACAAAUAUCAAUCGAAUUAACGACGGACAUCAUAUAGUUUGAUAGGAAUAAUGAAAUGUGUUUGUCAACGUAAAAAGAAUACAUUUUAGAUACAAGAAACACAUAUUUUGUUUAGAAAUGUGCACAGUGAAUUUGUGUCACGGAAACCAGUGUUUCUGUUUGCAAAUUGGGAGUUCAGUCUACUCGCGAAGUAAAACAAUUUAGAAGAGGAUCUUUCGAACAUGGAAAUAGACAAACAUGAUUUGAUUUAUAUGAUAGUGGAUCUGUGUAUAAUCAGAUUCAUAUGCAUAUUCUGCUUUACUAUGUUUGUCACGCUGUUCAGUUAAUUGAAAUAGCAUUGAACGAAAGAUGUGAAAUGCAAGAUAUUGAAAGGUAAACAAAUUAUAUAUGGUAUAUAUUAAUUUAACUCAGUUUAAUACAUCAUUAACACAAGAAGAACACUCAAGUGUGUUUGUUUAUAUUUAGUCCAUUAGGAUUGUUUGUAUAUAACCUUUUAUAAAAAAAAAUUGUAUUGUUUUGUUUGUUUUCACCAAAUGGUUAGUAUUAUUCUUUUACGUUAACAUUCUCAAAAUUCUUGUUUGAUUUUAGGCCCUAUUUAUCAAAAAAAAAAUUUGAAUGACAUUUUAUGAUUUAUAAACAGAUUGCAAAAAAUAUUUGUUCAAGAUAAACAUUACAACAAAUUGUUACAUUGAAAUUAAGUGAUUUUAAUAUUCAGUAGCAAAAAAGUAAGAAGAAUCCAACUUAAAAAAGAUGUGUCUAUUAAAAGUAUAUUCUACCAAUGCCGUGAACAAUCCCCUUGUUUAUAACAUGACUGCCGCUAAGUCUAUUACUAGCAACCUAUCAGAGAAUAGGUCAGAUACCUUAUUUCAAUAUAUGGCAAUCCUAGUAUUUUUCAAAAACAAACAUGACAGGUAACCAAUGUCAGAUGGAACAAGAUGUGUUUGUGAAACACAAUGUCCCCCUAUAUGACGUUUAACCUUGAAGGAUGACCUUGACCCUUCACCACUCAAAAUGUGCAGCUCCUUCAGAUACACAUGCAUUUCAAAUAUAAAAUUGCUAGCUUCAAUAUUGCAGAAGUGACAUUACAUGAGCAAUUUUGACCCAUAUAUUUGACCUUGAAGGAUGACUUUGAAGGAUGACCUUGACCUUUCACCACUCAAAAUGUGCAGCUCCAUGAGAUACACAUGCAUGCCAAAUAUCAAGUUGCUAUCUUCAAUAUUGCAAAAGUAUUCAUAAAAUAAGCGAUUUGGGCCACAUAUUUGACCUCUGACCUUGAAGGAUGACCUUGACCUUUCACAACUCAAAAUGUGCAGCUCCAUGAGAUACACAUGCAUGCCAAAUAUCAAGUUGCUAUCUUCAAUAUUGCAAAAGAACUCAUAAAAUGAGCGAUUUUGGCCACAUAUAUUUGACCUCUGACCUUGAAAGAUGACCUCGACCUUUCACCACUCAAAAUGUGCAGCUCCAUGAGAUACACAUGCAUGCCAAAUAUCAAGUUGCUAUCUUGAAUAUUGAAAUACUGCAAAAGUGUACAUUAAAUGAGCGAUUUUGACCCAUAUAUUUGACAUUUGACCUUGAAGGAUGACCUUGACCUUUCACCACUCAAAAUGUGCAGCUCCAUGAGAUACAUAUGCAUGCCAUAUAUCAAGUUGCUAUCUUCAAUAUUGCAAAAGUUAUUGCAAAUGUUAAAGUUGGCGCAAACCAACCAACAAACCAACCAACCAACAGACAGGGCAAAAACAAUAUGUCCCCCACAACUAUAGUGGGGGACAUAAAAAGUAAAGGAAAGUUAGGUCAAGCUAAUUGUUUGUCAUGAUAUCUCUUUAAACCUCACGCCAUAUGCAAGUUGUGUUGCCAUGAUUGCAACAUCUUGAUAAAUUAUAAUUCAAUUUUUUUGUCUCAUAAACAUUUACUUUGUUUAACAAACAACCUCUACAAAGUUAUCAUUCCUACUGCCUUUCGGCACCUCAUGAACCUGAAAAACUCGUAACUUUAUGUUUCCUCGGGCAAAAUAUCUUCUUUAUACAAUAAACAAUUUCUUCACCACGUUAACAAUCCUGCUACACUCACUAAUGCCUCAAAAAUGAAGUAAAGUUCAGGUGAUCUACGUCAUUAGGUAUUUUGCAUAUGUCAUGAACUAUAUAAGUAACAGAAACUUUAAAACCUACAAACACUUUGGAAUUUUGGAAAAAGAUUCAUGAUUGAAUGAAGGAACUUUCAUUAAUCUUGUAGAACAUGCGUAGAUUUGAUCUUCAGCAUCUAAAAAUAUGUGAAAUAGAGAGAAGGACAAUAUCUUUUGGAGAGAUAAAUGUACCUACGUUAUAAGCAAAGGACCUGUGUGACAAUUCCCGGACUUUUUAGUCUGUUUAGUUAUCACUGUAGUAAAGUUUUCCAUAUAUAAAAAAUGCUCACCCUUCCAACUUUAAGCGCCCAGUGGGACGAGGGAUAGAAAGAGAAAGUCACAUGCUUGAGUACAUUUCAACCCAUGCGCAUUGCAUGUUUUUUUCGCAUAAAAAAACAUUGGAGCGAUACAGGGUCACCAUGGCCCUCUUGUUUUGAAUAAUUAAAACCUUAUUGGUGUUUUUGUUAUUGGACUAGACAUGUUGCUUUGAGGCAUCUAUUCAGUUUAACAUAUAUGUACUAGAAACUGUUAUAUAAAGUUUGUAAAGAAUUAACAGAAUUGUUCUGUGAAUUCUAUAGAUUUGCAGCGUAGUACUGUAUUAUAGUUGUUUGAAACUAAAAACCCAUGAGACCAAUCCAACAUGCUAUGUUGAGAAUCUCUUUAAAAAAAUUACAAUCGCAAGCUGACCUUUUCAUUCAAUAUUUUAUUAUGUUAAACACAACAAAAGAAUUUGUUAUGUUGAUAUACUUAUGUAAACACACAGAAAUCAGUUUGUGAGGUAUCAGUAUGAAUGAAAACAAGUUGGUGUUAAUGUAUUAAAGGGGUCUUUUCACAGAUUUUGGCAUGUAUUGAAGUUUGUCAUUAAAUGCUUUAUAUUGAUAAAUGUUAACAUUGGAUUUAAAAAUCUCCAGUAAAACAACAAGAAUACUAUUAAAGAAUUUUUUUAAAGUAACCCUCGUCGGGGCUUGAACCACUGACACCUGGAGCCAAA